Brassica rapa (field mustard) is the source of this 994-nucleotide messenger RNA. RefSeq lists its product as uncharacterized. Lineage: Eukaryota; Viridiplantae; Streptophyta; Magnoliopsida; Brassicales; Brassicaceae. The record is from RefSeq and is a predicted model, not a curated record.
AAGAGGAGAAGGCUAGAAGAACUGAGAAAUGGAGAUUCUAGCAGGUUCGACGUUUGAAGCUGGUACGGCAGCGCAGGAUAAAGCUGCACCGGCUGCUCCGUUCUUGACGGAGGAAUCUAGCCGCGGUGGAAGCGGGAUCGGAUUAAGGAGAUGUGUUAAGUCUCUGUCGGAGGAGAUAUCAGAGAAUUCUUCAUCAUCUGUAGUCGUGUCGGGAGAAAGCAGCGCAAACGAGGAAGAGGACGGUGCCGUUUCGUCACAUGGAACAUGGUUUGGUUCAUCUCUUGAAGAUUCUCUUCCUAUUAAGAGAGGGUUAUCAAAUCAUUACAUAGGGAAAUCAAAAUCAUUUGGGAAUCUAAUGGAAGGGAGCAACGCCAAGGAUCUCGAGAAAGUGGAGAGUCCGUUGAUCAAGAGAAGGAGAUUGCUUAUUGCUAACAAGCUAAGGAGAAGAUCAUCAUUGUCAUCUUUUAGCAUAUACUCCAAGACUAAUAAUAACCUUAAUUACAUGCCUUUACUUGCAUUGCAAGAAUCUGAUGAGGAGGAUCACAAAUGCAGUUAUGAUAAUGAUGAUAGUGGUGAUGAUGAAAUUAGUCAUUCGCAAGAGAAGAGGAUGAAGCUGACAACAAAUAAUAGAGAUUUUAUGGUUUAAACUCAUAGCUGCUUAUGUUCAAACCGUGAUCCAUUUUUGACCGAGAUCACUUCUUAAUCAGCUCCUUAACCAGCUCCAAUUGGGAACACAAUCAAAACUAUUAGUCACAUUUGGCGUGGUUACGGUUUUUGUCCACUCACUUUCAAAACGAAAGGAGAUAUAUUUCUAAAUUAAACAAACCAUAUAAGAACCUCAAAUCUUAAUGGGUUUCUUAUCAAAUAUUGUACUCAAUACAUAUCAAAUCCACAGGAAAUCACUUAUUCUUGAUUAAGCCAAGGGGCUUUAGGUUUUUUUUUUUUUUUGACUAAGGGCUUUCAAAUUAAAACAUAAAACAUUACAAGAUAAGAC